Molecule: messenger RNA, 3570 nt
Organism: Jaminaea rosea
Lineage: Eukaryota; Fungi; Basidiomycota; Exobasidiomycetes; Microstromatales
Exons: 2
Coding region: 436-3072 (878 amino acids)
Molecular function (GO): metal ion binding; protein binding
Source: RefSeq, a predicted model, not a curated record
GCGACAUCCAUCGAUUCAUCGAUCUCACUUGCUCAUUACUACCACUCAUCCCUCCUCCUCCUCCUCCUCCUUCUCCCACUCUCGUGGCGCUCAAUUGGACCUCGGAACCCCUUGGUCGCCGUCGCUUUCCACCCCUUUAGCGUCCUCCGCAGUUUGUCGUGUGCCGCCUUUCCUUCCUCCUCGCCGUCCUCUUCGCCGGAGCGCUCAGUCCAAUUCCGAGCCGGACGUCCUUGAGCUUUCACCGAGAGUAGCAGGAGAUCGACUCCUAGUUGGUGCCCGCGUCUCCUUCCCAAGGCAUCCCUUCACUACUCAACACUAGCAUUUUCAGCAAUCUCGAGCUCUGUCCGUAGUCAGGCAGAAGCACGGAGACCUCGACGAAGGCGCUGCUCCUCGUCGUAACCUCCAGCCCUCCAAAUAGGCUUCUGCUUUCCAAGCAUGGCCUCCAUCUUCGAUGCUGCCCAGUCAGGCGACGUUGCCGCCCUGCGCAACCAGUUGGACGGCUCAGCAUCCAGCGGACCCGUCGACAUCAAUGGCAAGGACGCCAAUGGCCGCUCGGCUCUCAUUCUGGCCGUCGAAGCGGGACAUGAGGACGCCGUAUCUGAGCUUUUGAGUCGAGGCGCUGACCGUCACGAAGCCCUCGCUGCCGGCCAUGGCCAAAACGGCUCAAGCAUCGCAUCUCUCCUCAACGAGGCUCAGCUGCGCUCCCAGCACCCCGGCAGCGACGACCAGCAGCCUGCACCGCACCACAUGUACGCACCCAUCCCCACAGACAUUUACGGCGGCUAUCAGCUUCCCGACGGGUCCAUUGCCUACGGCGGCUACCCACAAUACCCUCCCCCCUUCCAAGGCCAAGGAGCAAGCGGCGCUCCCGGUCAGCCCGCCUUCUACCAUGACCCAGUCAUGUUCCCUCACGCCUACCCCUCCUUCCCUCCCAUGAAUGGCGGCCCGCGACCGCGAGGCUCCUCUUCUUUCGGCCAAGGGCGCAAGCCCUCGACAGUCGGCAAGCUCCCUCCACCAGAGGUAGCAAAGACGAUUCCAUGCCGCUUCUAUCCCAACUGCCGUAAUGGUGCUAGCUGUAUCUUUGCCCACAUCGACGGCCCCGUUCCUGAGAACGGUGAUGUGGCCUCCCCUUCUCACCCGCACCACGGGCCUCCUCACCAUCCUCACCACCAUAUCCCGCAAGAUGGCUCAGCAGGGCACCCACCGCCACCCCCCGGCUACUAUGGGAUGCCUCAACCGUUCCCGCCUCACUUCUUCAUGAUGCCUCCGGGUGCGAAUGGAGCUGGGCCCAUGGGAAUGCCUUUCGGAGGACCGUCAGGCGCACCGAUGCCGUUGCACUACCAGCCGCAUGAGGCGCCGCACCCAGGACAGAUGACGCCCGUUGCUCCGAUGGCAGAGGUACAACCGCAGGAAGGUGCCGCGUCUGCUCCUGAGCAGCCUACCGCCGGCGAGGCGUCAGCGAGUCCAGCGCUCGCCAAUGGCGAAGAGGCGCCCAAGGCUGCUACUGCUGAGGGCGAGGAGAAGACCACGACUGAGCAAGACGCGGCCACCACUGCAGACAGCGCCGCGCAACCACGCCGCCAAUCCUUCAGCACCUUCCUUCACUCCCACGCCGUUCCCUUCCAACCAGCCUCCGUCGUCUCUUCAGUCAAUGGCGCCGCGGUCCCCAUUCCUAUUGGCCCUGCUGCGGGGUACCCCGGGCAAGGCCACAGCCAGGGUGGCUUCAGCGGUCGGGGCAAGCUGCGCGGUCGUGGCGGUGGAGCGGCAGGGAUGAUGGGCCGAGGAAAGCACGAGCGUAGCCCUUGCACCUUCUUUGCAAGAAACGCCUGCAAGUACGGAUCGGAGUGCCUCUUCCCUCAUAUCCUCCCUGAUGGAUCUGAUGCGAGAAGGCUGCCUGGCAUGCUUGCCCAGUCGCAGCAUCAGCGUCAUCAUCAGCAUCACGCACAUCACCAUAACCAGCAGGUGGAAGGCGCAGCUGCUGGCCCCUCGUCGGCCGUCCUCGUCAACGGCGAGCCUAUCAAGACGGGCAACACGCCCCGCCAGCCUGCAGCAGCAUCCGUGCCCCUUGGCCCGAAGCUGAAGAGGGAAGCCGGUCUGCCGCCCACCCCCUCCGCUGAAGUGACGUCGACCGCAGCUGCGCAGCAGCACGAGAGCGGCUCAUCAAAGAAGGAGAAGGCUCAGCCCAACGGCAGUGCAGUCGUCCCUUCCAAGCCAUCCGCAACAGCCACGGCGGCCGCAGCAGCCUCUGCUUCCUCAUCACCGACGCAGCAGCAGGCACAGCCCGCCCAGUCUGCUGCCGCUCCUCAGUCAGCAACCUCAUCACAACAGCAGCCCCAACAGCCACGAAAGGGCAACAGCAAGGCUAACGGUAAUGCUCAGAACGGCAAGAAAGGCAAUGCUGCAGCUUCAUCAGCCGCCAGUGCGGCCGCACCACAGCAGCGCAUGCCCGUCGGAGCGGACUUCCCUGCCCUUCCCGGAUCGCCGAACACCAACGGCACUCCCUCGAACGCCCCUUCACAGCCUGCCCCCACCACUAACGGCACGGCAGCCACUUCUCCCGCUCAGCCGGCAGAGACCUCGCAGGCUUCUUCGCCAAAGGCAGCCGUAGCGCAGCCUAAGGUGAACUUUUCUGCUAUCCUGUCUGCUCCUGCCCCUCCUAAGAAGGUAGUGGAGGCACCCGUCACCGCUGCACCAGUUGCCGAGGACAAGUCAACCAAUGGCGACGCCGAGCACCAGCCCCAAUCGGAGGAGACCGCCGUCCCCGCUGAAGGCAAGCCGCAGCCGAAUGGCCACGCCGCGCCCGCUGUGAACGGCGCUCCUUCGAAGCCGACCACCAACGGCGCCUCCGCCUCCAAGGCUUCCAAGGGCUCCGGAUCUGCCAAGACGACAAAGACCUGGGCAGCCAAGCCUGCCCCGACCCCUACUGCGAGCAAGGAGCCUGUUCUUGAUGCUGACGACUUUCAGCUUGUCAAAGGGAGGGGACACAACAAGAGGACCACGGGAGGCGGUGCUAGUGGAUCAAGGAGCGGCGGGUCUUUUGCUGGGGCGACAAAGGCUGCCAUGGCUGCCUGAGUGAGCACUCCAAGCCUUGUCGACUCUUAGCACCCACCUCAACAGGAUCGCCUUGAUCGUCGAAAUCGCACAGAGCUGCGCAGCAUCUCCUCAACUCUCCUCGAACAGGAACAUGUCGCCCAUCGCACAGCUUCCACAUCCAGGCUCUAGACCAAGCCUACCAUCCUACCGUCGCUCUAUCUUGUCUCGACUCGACUCGGUUCGACCUUUCCACCUCCCUCUAGAGCACCUUCCUCCAAGCCUUCCACCCCCCCCGCGCGAACCCUUCGUACUUCGUAUCGAUCGAUAAGCUAGAGGCCAGUCUUCCUCCUCUGUUCUCUCAACAGGCCCCACGACCCCACACACCUCCAGACCACGACCGACUUCGUCGACCCGUCGCUCCUAGCAUCGCCUUGUCUCCUCUUCCUCUUGUUGUGCCGGCGAUCCCACCUACUUUCAGCUUCCUCACUUUUGCGAUUCUGCCAUCUCGAAUGACAUUGGAUCGUCUUGUUGCUGCUC